Messenger RNA from Morone saxatilis (striped sea-bass), 2467 nucleotides. Its product is annotated as tyrosine-protein kinase receptor UFO. Gene Ontology annotation, molecular function: transmembrane receptor protein tyrosine kinase activity; ATP binding; protein binding. Gene Ontology annotation, biological process: cell migration; nervous system development; multicellular organism development. NCBI's taxonomy places the organism in Eukaryota, Metazoa, Chordata, Actinopteri, Moronidae. Gene Ontology annotation, cellular component: signaling receptor complex. The record is from RefSeq and is a predicted model, not a curated record.
UGGAGUGAAAUCCAGCUCAGAGUGGGUACACAGGUUCCAGUUCCUGUGCUCCAAGCUUGUGGAAGACGCACAAUGAGAACUAUUUUAAGCAAGUGGAUGGAACGUAAAGACGCCCACUAUCUACUGAUGGAUGUUGCUUUUACCCAAGAACAGGAGCCUGAAUCUAGUCAGCUCAGCCCACUACAAGUUCACCUUUUUGACUCAGACGAACCCAUCACAAGAUUUCAGGAUGGUAGGAAAGUCCUGGACCUCCAGACCUCCAACCCGAUUCCUGCCUCAGUCCAGGGUUUUCCAGCCAACUAUCUGAACCGCAGUCUGGCUCUGAGCCUGGGCUCUGUCCGGCACAGAGGCUUCCAGCUCGCCUUCUCCUACUCUGGAAAAUGUGUGCUGAUAUUAUCCAUCAGGCUGUACUAUAGGAAGUGCCCUGACAUCGUGGCUCACCUGGCCUUGUUUAAGGGGACGGGGGCCGGCUCGGGUCCCCUGACAGGUUCCUGUGUGAGGGGAGCUGUGGAGGUUUCUCAGCCUGUCAGUGAGUGUAAUGUGAAUGGAGUAUGGGUUCCACUGCAGGGGCUGUGUACCUGUGAACCUGGGCAUCAAGUCAUAGGUGAAACCUGUCAAGCAUGUUUGAUCGGUUACUACAAACCAGCCAGUAAGAAUGGAGGAUGUCGGUUGUGCCCACCUAACAGCAGGACACAUGGGGAGGGAUCAGAGAGGUGUGACUGUCUGCAGGGUUUCAGCCGCCUGCCAACCGACCCUGAUGACCUUGGCUGCACCAAGCCACCCUCUGCCCCUGUGAAUCUAAUAGCCCAUCAUCACAAUGACUCUGUGCUGAUUUUGAUGUGGGACCCUCCUCAUGACUGGGGAGGCAGACAGGAAGUGGUGUAUCGCGCCAAGUGUGAGAAGAAAGCGGUGUCUGGCAGUCAGUGGGGGUCAUGCAGGAAUGAUGUGGUCAUCCUGCCAGACUCAGCAGGGCUGACCAACACAUCAGUCAGCAUCACAGGACUGAAUCCACAGUGUGACUACAGACUGUCAGUGCAAGCCUGGAAUGAUAUAUCCACCCUGCAGGGGGCGCCACCUUUAUCCACUGCCACUGUUACUAUUCAUAGAUGGAAAGUUCCUCCCAUGGUGAUCACUGUGACCCCGGGCCAAAACCUCUCAGAGCCUGAAAUACCAGCAGCUCCUCAGCACCAGAGCCGGCUCUCCAUAUGGCUGACUACUGGAGUUUUGUUUGUCAGCUUACUGCUCAUGGCUGUAAUCCCAAUCGCUGUGUGUUACCUGCGCCGCACCAAACUCAGCCUGCUGCUGUCCGGACACAGGCUUAAACCACGCUGAGGACUGUGACCAGGAACUUUAUGAAGUCAUGCGGAGCUGCUGGGACAAGGAUUCGGCCCGCAGGCCUGGCUUCAGGGAACUGUGCGAGACACUGAAAGGUCUUCUGUCGGAGCUGCCGGUUCUGGAGGCCAGCCAGGAGGCCAGCUACAUCAACCAAGGCCUGGAGGUUGCUGCUGCAGCUGCAGCUGCCUCUCAGGAUCCACAAACAGACUCUGGGGGAAGAUGGGAAAAUGUCUACCUGCCUUCUCCCGUGGGUGCUGCUGCAGCCAGAGAUGAGCAUGUGGAAGUAGAUGGCUAUCUUAAGUAUAUAACUGACUCAACAGAUAAAGGGAAUGACAAUCACUAAAAAUAUAGAUUUACAAAAUGUAAUUCUGUAUUAAAGUGAACAAAUGUUGUAUGUGUGUAUACAAUUCUGUCUUUUGAUGUCAUAAUUAUAAUGAUUAUGCAGUAAAACAUUUUAAUUUACCAUCUCAAAAUUAAGACUUAUUAUCUCAUAAUUGUAACAUUAAUUUAGACCUACCAGUAUUUUGUGUCAUUCCUAACAUUCAGUUCUUUCUUUUUCUGGCACAAAUGGUCUUCCAUAGAUGUUUAUGAAACUAUUCUUGCAUUCUUGAGCCUGUAAAUGCUGACUUCCAGGGUUUUAGCUUUGACAGCAGUAUGAUUGGAUGAAAUUCACAGUGCGGUAAGAACAUUAUCAAAUGUGGGGUUUGUGUCUGCAAGUUGUAUAAUUAUACUGGAUCAUGACUAAUUCUAAUAGUAAGAUAUUGUGACUGACAGUUUCCAUGUGUUAUUUUAGGAAAGCCCAACAAAAUCUGUUGUAAAGUGAGAUUUAGACUAUAAAAGUACAUAUAUUUUAUUUUUUAAUGAUAAGUUUUCAUCUAGAAAAACACAAAAACUUUACUUGAUGGCACAAGUUUAACUUUUUACAUGUGAUUUUAAAUAUUAACAUUGCAGCUGCUUGCCAGUUUAGACAUUUUUACGUGUAACGGUAUAUUCUGUUGUCCUCAGAAUGGAGGGUUGUGUAUAUUCAAUUCAAUUCAAAUGGGCUUUAUUGACUUGGAAGACAGAUGUUUACAUUGCCAAAGCAAGUGUAAAAUAUAUGUAUAUACAGAUUAGUAAGACAAAUAAAAAUAAA